Messenger RNA from Pseudophryne corroboree (corroboree frog), 2925 nucleotides. RefSeq names its product zinc finger protein ZFP2-like. Gene Ontology annotation, cellular component: nucleus. Lineage: Eukaryota; Metazoa; Chordata; Amphibia; Anura; Myobatrachidae. The transcript is spliced from 7 exons. Bases 131 to 2605 code for a protein of 824 amino acids. The record is from RefSeq and is a predicted model, not a curated record. Gene Ontology annotation, biological process: regulation of transcription by RNA polymerase II. Gene Ontology annotation, molecular function: DNA-binding transcription factor activity, RNA polymerase II-specific.
UUUCCCACAAGGCAGUAGGAACAGAGAGCAGCCAUUGCUGUGUCUGGCAGCAGACAUUCCAGCAGUGAGGAACCAGAGUCUUUAUUACACGUCACAUGUUCUGUAUUCUCAUCCAUCACUAAGCAUUGACAUGGACAGGAGUCACAGGACUGAGAGGAUAAUAAAUAUCACCAUGGAGAUCAUCUACCUGCUGACUGGGGAGGAUUACACAGUAGUGAAGAAGACAUCCAGUGAUUUUGAGACAUGCAGCAGCCGUCCCCGUGUGUCAGGAGGACUGAACAGGAACCGGAGCCCCAUCACGGUUCCUCAACCUUACUCACUGAUACAUGAGAGGCCCAAUGACCAGAAGAUCCUGGAACUCGCCAACAAGAUCAUUCAGCUGCUGACUGGAGAGGAGGAGGAGUAUAUAGAGGAACACAGGGGUCUGUACAAGGACGUGAUGAUGGAGAAUCACCGGCCCCUCACAUCACUGGAUGGGCCCAGUAACAGAGAUACCCCAGAGAGAUGUCCCCGUCCUCUGUAUUCCCAGGAUUGUACAGAGGAGAAUCACAGGAUCCUACAGAAGGAUCAGGAAGAAAGUCUGUCUGAUAUUAAAACAGAAGAUAUAGAGGGAGAACAAGAGACGUAUAUGACAGAUAUAACGACAGAAGAUAUAGAGGAAGCAGAAGAGACGUAUGUGGCUGAUAUGAAUGCAGAAGAUACAGAGGGAGAAGAAGAGACGUAUGUGACUGAUAUGAAGGCAGAAGAUACAGAGAGAGAAGAAGAGACGUAUGUGACUGAUAUGAAGGCAGAAGAUACAGAGGGAGAAGAAGAGACGUAUGUGACUGAUAUGAUGGGAGAAGAUAUAGAGGGAGAAGAAGAGACGUAUGUGACUGAUAUGAAGGCAGAAGAUAUAGAGGGAGAAGAAGAGACAUAUGUGACUGAUAUGAAGGCAGAAGAUAUAGAGGGAGAAGAAGAGACGUAUGUGACUGAUAUGAAGGCAGAAGAUAUAGAGGGAGAAGAAGAGACGUAUGUGACUGAUAUGAAGGCAGAAGAUAUAGAGGGAGAAGAAGAGACAUAUGUGACUGAUAUGAAGGUAGAAGAUAUAGACAGAGAAGAAGAGACGUAUGUGACUGAUAUGAAGGCAGAAGAUACACAGGGAGAAGAAGAGACGUAUGUGACUGAUAUGAAGGCAGAAGAUAUAGAGGGAGAAGAAGAGACGUAUGUGACUGAUAUAAAGGCAGAAGAUAUAGAGGGAGAAGAAGAGACGUAUGUGACUGAUAUGAAGGCAGAAGAUAUAGAGGGAGAAGAAGAGACGUAUGUGAGGGGUGAUCAGCAGUGUAAGGAGGAGGAAAUCCCUACAGAUAUCAGCACAGAUGGCGGCACAAGCAGGAAUGCCUUGGAGGGAGAUCUCAUCUUAUAUGCAGAUACUAAAACAGAAGAUAACAUCACACAGGAUUCUCCAGGAGACGGCGCUGUUAUGCUAAAUAUACAUCCAGUACCUCACAGCGCAGAUAUAUCAUCCAAUCCCUCUAAUCGUGAGGGCUGUUCUCCUGAUAACUCAGCUAUUGUUACACAUAGUGCAGCUCAUACACCUGAUAAUAUAUUUCCCUGCUCUGAGUGUGGGAAAUGUUUUACACACAAAUCACAUCUUAUUAAACAUCAGAGAAGUCACACAAGUGAGAGGCCAUUUCCAUGUUCUGAGUGUGGGAAAUGUUUUAUACGGAAAUCACAUCUUGUUAUACAUCAGAGAAGUCACACAGGUGAGAGGCCAUUUCCAUGCUCUGAGUGUGGGAAAUGUUUUACACAGAUUUCACAUCUUGUUAGACAUCAGAGAAGUCACACUGGUGAGAAUCCAUUUUCAUGCUCUCAGUGUGGGAAAUGUUUCACACAGAAAUCAAAUCUUGUUAUACAUCAGAGAAAUCACACAGGUGAGAGGCCAUUUCCAUGUUCUGAGUGUGGGAAAUGUUUUACACAGAAAUCAGAUCUUGUUACACAUCAGAGAAGUCACACAGGUGAGAGGCCAUUUCCAUGUUCUGAGUGUGGGAAAUAUUUUACACUGAAAUCAGAUCUUGUUAGACAUCAGAGAAGUCACACAGGUGAGAGGCCAUUUCCAUGUUCUGAGUGUGGGAAAUGUUUUAUAAGGAAAUCACAUCUUGUUACACAUCAGAGAAGUCACACAGGUGAGAGGCCAUUUCCAUGUUCUGAGUGUGGGAAAUGUUUCACACUGAAAUCACAUCUUGUUACACAUCAGAGAAGUCACACAGGUGAGAGGCUGUUUUCAUGUUCUGAGUGUGGGAAAUAUUUUACACAGAAAUCAGAACUUGUUACACAUCAGAGAAGUCACACAGGUGAGAGGCCAUUUCCAUGUUCUGAGUGCGGGAAAUAUUUUACACUGAAAUCAGAUCUUGUUAGACAUCAGAGAAGUCACACAGGUGAGAGGCCAUUUCCAUGUUCUGAGUGUAGGAAAUGUUUUACAAGGAAAUCACAUCUUGUUAGACAUCAGAGAAGUCACACAGGUGAGAGGCCAUUUCCAUGUUCUGAGUGUGGGAAAUGUUUCAUACUGAAAUCACAUCUUGUUACACAUCAGAGAAGUCACACAGGUGAGGCUGUUUUCAUGUUCUGAGUGUGGGAAAUAUUUUACACAGAAAUCAGAUCUUGUUACACAUCAGAGAAGUCACACAGGUGAGAGGCCAUGUCCAUGUUCUGAGUGUGGAAAAUGUUUUACACGUAAAUCACGUCUUGUUAUGCAUCAGAUUUCACACAGGAGAAGCAUUACUAUGAGUUGAUACAAAACAGGGUUUAAGCAACACUCCUGUCACAGUAUUUUAACACUUUAUGUUAUCCUUCCACAGAUAAUUGGAAUGUGUGUCAUUAAUAUAAGAUAACUAGAUCACUUCAGUGAAACUUUUACUAAUUUCUUUAUUGUAUAAAUUCUUCAAUGUA